AUGGCACCGACGGGACCGCUCUUUUUCGUCGAUGGCGGACAGCUCUUCCUCGACAGCCUAGCGGUCCGCGGUGGCUACACGUCCAACUCCACGGGCUCGUUCACCUACGCCGCCAGCACGGACGCCGCCGCCGACGGUACCAACAGCACAACCACCUCCGGCGUCAAUGAAACCGCCAUCGCCACCGUGGUGAUCAGCGGAGGAGGCGUUCACGCCAUCGACUCCAACGUGACCGUCACCGGGUGCGAGUUUGAGGAGAAUUACGCCGACUACUGGGGCGGAGGAAUCUUCGCGAACGGCUCGACCUUGGUCGUGCACGGGUCCGUGUUCCGCCGCUGUGAGGCCGGGGAGGUGCCGUUGCCGGGGGAUGAGGACGUCGACGGGGCCGGCGGCGCGAUCGGGGACGAGAUCGGGGAGGGCGGCGCCAUCUCCUUCACCGUGUGCAACACCUCUUUCGACGGCUUGGCGGCCUGCGGGGCCAACGACACCGUGUUCUUCAAGAACGUUGUAGGCCGCAAGGGGGGCGCCAUUGUCAUCGGCAGCGGUAGGAUUUCUUCGUACGUCGAGCUCCACCGGUGCACGGUGGAGAAGAGCGAGAGCGGCCUGGAGAUAGAGGACGACCCGCAGGGGGAAGCGGGCGCCGUGGCGGUAGCCUGGGGUAUCACCCUGCUCGUGGCGGACAGCCUGCUUACGGACAACUACUGCGGCAAGAAGUGA
Messenger RNA from Ectocarpus siliculosus, 717 nucleotides. The record is from the annotation of a GenBank genome assembly. Lineage: Eukaryota; Phaeophyceae; Ectocarpales; Ectocarpaceae.